GUCUAGCACAUCUUCCACCCUUCUGAAGCUGCCAGGACUCAGCAUCAGCAUGAGAGCUUUAGUGUUGCUGUGUUUGCUGCAUGCAGCCUCUGCCAAAAGCCCAUACAGCUGGAAUGGACCCGUGCUCGGGCCACGCAAUCCUGCCCCCAGCCCAGGUUAUGACUGCGGUGCAGACGCGUCCUCUUGCAGCUGCUGCAUGAUGGUGCGGGAGGUUGACAGGCUGCAGACGUACUUCGACUCCACCCUGACCCAGUUAGAGAGGGACGCCACCAACACAACCCAAGCUCUCGAAACUAUUAAAGCCAACCGUGUUGCCUUCACCGUCUCUCUGUACAGCGGUGAUCAUUUACAAUGUUACGGCCCCUUUGACGCCGACAGCGGCGUCACUUACAAGCAUUCCUUCCUAAACCUCGGUGAGGCCUACGACUCGGGCACAGGCGUCUUCACCGUCCCCUACGCCGGCGUCUACAGCCUGGCCGUCACCUCCUACACCGACGCCGGGUCCCCGGGUUACACGCUGGCCAUAUGUGCCAGUCUGCAGGUUAACGGCCGAGCAGUGGCCGGGGCCAGAGACCUCAACACCCACGACAAAGACGACAGUGCCACCGUAGCCGUCGCCCUGCACCUCAAGGUCGGGGACCGAGUGUCGGUGGGCUUGAGAAAAGGCUGCUUCCUCUGCGACGACAACAGCCACUACAACACUUUCAGCGCCUUCCUGCUGUACGGCACUGAGUAGUUCAAUAAGCGGUUCCCGGGUCUCCUGGAUGAUAGCUGUCUUUACGACUUUGUCUCAGCCUAGUCUGAUGUUUUUGAGGAGAGCGUAGUUUUAAAACCCUCCGGUCUGGUUUCAGCUCCAGCCAUGUGAGAGCUGAAGCUUGGUUUCAUGUGACCGUUCUGAUUCGCUUUAAUUAAUAAUGGCUUGUAACAUUUGAGAGAUACGCAGCGAAUGUGAUGCCCCUGCACCUGUAAAAUGAAAUUGUGACAUUAAACAAAACGUUUUUAAAUAGCUGUAUAAUAUCUUUUUACCCUGAGAAACUGUUAACAAAAUUAAAGUGAAA
Molecule: messenger RNA, 1058 nt
Organism: Cololabis saira (Pacific saury)
Lineage: Eukaryota; Metazoa; Chordata; Actinopteri; Beloniformes; Belonidae
Product: complement C1q-like protein 2
Exons: 4
Coding region: 50-736 (228 amino acids)
Molecular function (GO): protein binding
Source: RefSeq, a predicted model, not a curated record